CCGGUAAAUAACCCGGAUGUAGUAGACCAUGUGCAGUCCUGUAGCUGCUCUUGCUCUUCUGUUCGGCUGUUCCUCCUCUCCUCCGUACACCAAGCUGCCUGACAGUCUUAGCAAGUUACACGCUCUAACCUCGCAGAGAUGUUUCGUUUACCCACAAUUAUGAAGCAGGUCAGGCCUUUGAGUCGGGUUCUAGCUCCUCACCUCACACGAGCCUACGCCAAAGAUGUGAAGUUUGGGGCUGAUGCCCGUGCCCUCAUGCUGCAGGGGGUGGACCUGCUGGCUGAUGCAGUGGCUGUCACAAUGGGUCCGAAGGGUCGCACUGUGAUCAUUGAGCAGAGCUGGGGAAGUCCCAAGGUCACCAAGGAUGGAGUGACGGUGGCCAAAAGUAUUGACCUGAAGGACAAGUACAAGAACAUUGGAGCCAAGCUUGUGCAGGAUGUGGCUAACAACACCAAUGAAGAGGCUGGCGAUGGCACAACCACAGCUACGGUGCUGGCUCGCGCCAUUGCUAAGGAAGGCUUUGAUAACAUCAGCAAAGGUGCAAACCCUGUUGAGAUCCGCCGUGGGGUCAUGAUGGCUGUGGAAGCUGUCAUCAACGAGCUGAAGAAUCUGUCCAAGCCUGUUACGACUCCAGAGGAGAUAGCACAGGUUGCUACGAUCUCUGCCAAUGGAGACGUAGAGAUCGGUAACAUUAUAUCCAACGCCAUGAAGAAAGUUGGUCGCAAAGGAGUCAUCACAGUAAAGGACGGGAAGACUCUGCAGGACGAGCUGGAGAUCAUCGAGGGUAUGAAGUUUGACCGUGGUUACAUCUCGCCUUACUUCAUCAACACCGCAAAAGGCCAGAAGUGUGAGUUCCAGGAUGCUUACCUGUUGCUUAGUGAAAAGAAGAUCUCCAGUGUCCAGAGCAUUGUGCCAGCGUUAGAGAUCGCCAACCAGCAUCGUAAACCUCUGGUGAUUGUUGCUGAGGAUGUGGACGGAGAAGCCCUGAGCACCCUGGUUCUUAACAGGUUAAAGGUUGGGCUUCAGGUGGUCGCUGUUAAAGCUCCAGGCUUCGGUGACAACAGGAAGAAUCAGCUGAAGGAUAUGGCCAUCGCCACCGGGGGCACUGUGUUUGGUGAUGAAGCUCUGGGUCUGGCUCUUGAGGACAUCCAGGCUCAUGACUUUGGCAAAGUCGGUGAGGUGCAGAUCACCAAAGAUGAUACCCUGCUACUGAAGGGUGGAGGCAACCCUGCUGACAUAGAGAAACGCGCAGCAGAGAUUGCUGAGCAGCUGGAGCACACCACCAGUGACUAUGAAAAGGAGAAGCUCAAUGAGAGGCUGGCGAAGCUAUCGGAUGGUGUGGCUGUGCUGAAGGUGGGAGGAACAAGUGACGUAGAGGUGAAUGAGAAGAAGGACCGUGUGACCGACGCUCUGAACGCCACGCGGGCUGCAGUGGAGGAGGGCAUCGUGCUCGGUGGAGGCUGUGCUCUGCUGCGCUGUAUUCCUGCACUUGAUGCCCUCAAAACUGCCAAUAGUGACCAGAAGAUCGGUGUGGACAUCAUCAGACGGUCGCUUCGUAUUCCUGCCUUGACCAUCGCCAAAAAUGCUGGAGUGGAGGGUUCUCUGGUGGUGGAGAAGAUCUUGCAGGGACCACCAGAAAUAGGCUAUGAUGCCAUGCAAGGAGAGUUUGUCAACAUGGUAGAGAAAGGCAUCAUCGACCCUACCAAGGUGGUGAGAACAGCGCUUUUGGAUGCUGCGGGAGUUGCAUCUCUGCUCUCAACUGCAGAGGCCGUUGUCACGGAAAUACCCAAGGAGGACAAGGAGAUGCCUGGAGGCAUGGGUGGAAUGGGUGGUAUGGGAGGAAUGGGAGGUGGUAUGGGUUUCUAAGCCAGCCCUCCUGACAUUGUACAGACUGAGUUAUCAGAUUGCUGGAGGUGGAGCAGAGCUGCCUCCAGGGAAACCGACCAUGAUUAUGUUAAAGCUUCAAAUGGUUGACGGCCCAAAAGAUGGAGCUGAGCCCAGAUGGUACACCAGAGUCCUCAAUACUCCACGCCGACAUCACUCAUCGUGUAAAAUACUGAGGGAAACGCUAACAGGAUUCAUCUGAAUAGAUAACACCAGUUUGUUUCAGCCUGGGGGGGGGGGGGGGGGGGCCUUGAAAUUUCCCACCUGUGUUCAUUUGAACACAUGCCUGUUUUUGGUGUGUAUGCAACAUCUGAUCAUGCUAACAAAGCAAGCCACAGUUCAGUUGGUGCAGAAGUGUCCCACAUGCUCACUUCCACAGCAACUCCCAGGCUGAAAUACAGUGAAACAGUCGUUUAUUGGACCAGAGAAGGCUUUUAGCACCCAUGUCUGUGUUGUAGUGAUCAUUUCUGUUUUGUUUUUAUAAAUAUAAUUGUCAUUGGUAAUUUGAAUAAACAGCUUUUGUUAGACUGAGA
Messenger RNA from Nothobranchius furzeri (turquoise killifish), 2417 nucleotides. RefSeq names its product heat shock 60 protein 1 (gene hspd1). Lineage: Eukaryota; Metazoa; Chordata; Actinopteri; Cyprinodontiformes; Nothobranchiidae. Gene Ontology annotation, molecular function: protein-folding chaperone binding; ATP binding; ATP-dependent protein folding chaperone. The record is from RefSeq and is a predicted model, not a curated record. Gene Ontology annotation, biological process: positive regulation of type II interferon production; positive regulation of interleukin-6 production; positive regulation of interferon-alpha production. Gene Ontology annotation, cellular component: mitochondrial matrix; mitochondrial inner membrane.